GCCAUGUGAGGCAGCUUGGAGAAUUUUUGGAUUUGAUUUAUUUGAGAUGCAUCCACCAGUAUUACCUUUGUCAGUUCAUAUUCCAGACAUGAACACAGUUUGUGUACGCCCUUAUGAACGUCUGGAUGUUGGUAUUGCAAGCGGUGUUUAUGGUAGGACUCAAUUAACUGAGUUCUUCCGUAUGAAUGCAGCUACUGAUAAUGGUCUUGGUUACUCAAAUGUAGAAUUUCCUGAACACUAUAAGUGGGAUGCUUCAGCAAAAUCAUGGCCCAAACGGCAAAAUAAAAAAUUGAUGAUAGGGCGAUUAGCUUUUGUCGCUCCUUCGGAGGGUGAACGCUUUUACCUUCGGCUUCUAUUACUGAAUGUCAAAAGUCCAAAAUCAUUCACAGACUUGCGCACUGUUGAAGGUUAUGUGUGUGCAACUUUUAAAGAAGCAUGUCUAAGAGCUGGCAUUUUGGAAGAGGACGAUGCUGUAAGCAUUUGUUUAGCAGAAGCAACUAAAAUUCAGCUCCCUCGGGCUUUACGUCGACUAUUUGCAACUGUUCUUAUAUUUUGUCAGCCAAGUAACCCUGAAGAAUUAUGGUUUAAAUGUUAUUCUGCAUUAUCAGAAUAUUUUGCACGCUAAUACUCUGGUGUUGAAAACAAAGUUAAAAGAUUAACUGUCAGAUCAGUAGAGCAGCAUUUAGAGGCCAUGGGCAAGUCAUUAUCUGCUUGUGGUCUGGCUGUUUUAAUGGAAGACACUGAUAACCAGAUUGAUAGAACAAAAGACAUUCAAGAUGCUUUAGAUGCUCCAAUUCCUCAAAAUUGUAUAGAAAGUCGUGGCUUGCUUAAUACGGCACAAAAGGAAAUUUUUACUUGUAUUAUGCAGCAUAUCGUAGAAGGAAAACUAGGGGAAUUUUUUGUAGAUGGUCCUGGUGGAACUGGUAAAACGUUCUUAUAUAAUUCAUUAUAUGCUGAGAUCCGCCUUAUGAAUAAGAUUGUUUUACCUACUGCUACGUCUGGAAUAGCUGCAGCAAAUAUUCCAUCAGGUAGAACAGCACACUCAAGAUUCAAAAUUCCAUUGGACAGUGAUGCUUCAUUAGCUUGCAGUGUUUCUAAGAAAAGUAGCCUGGCAGCGUUAAUAAAAGAAACAACUCUUAUAAUAUGGGAUGAAGCAUUUAUGGCAAACAAGCAAAAUCUAGAAUCUCUAGACCUUUUAUUACAAGACAUAUGUGAUAGUGAUGUGAUAUUUGGUGGGAAGGUAAUUGUGUUUGGUGGAGACUUUCGACAAGUGUUGCCUGUUGUUCCUAACAAGACUAUUAGAGAAGCAGUGGAAGCAAGUAUAGUGAGUUCUUAUAUAUGGCAGCAUUUGCGGAGAUUCAGGUUAACUGAAAAUCUAAGAGCUAGGAAGAUCCUUCAUUUUCUCACUUUUUACUUGCACUGGGAAACGGUGAACUGCAGACCAUGGAAAGUGAUUUUGUUGAGUUGCCACCUCAGAUAGUGCAGACUUUCCAGCCUGAUGCUGAUCCAAUAGAUGAGUUACUCGAAUCUUCUUUUCUAGAACUUGGUUCAGGUGCUCUGGACCCUCAAAUCUUUUCAAGAAGGGUUGUUCUAACACCUAUAAAUGACGAUGUAGAUACUAUAAAUCCGUUCAUGAUUGAGAGAUUCCCAGGACAAGCCAUAUCUUAUACAAGCUAUGACAGUGUCCUAGAUGAUAGUGGCAGCGUAUAUCCUACAGAAUUCCUGAAUAAACUAUGUCUAGGUGGAAUGAGCCCUCACAAUCUUGUGCUCAAAGAAAACUGCCCAGUAAUAUUGCUUAGAAACCUUCUACCAUCUUCUGGUUUUGCAAUGGAACGCCGCUUAUAUGUAAAAGGUUUUUCCCUAAUUUAAUUGAGUGCGUGAUUUCUAUCGGACAGUAUCAAGGGGAACAUGUAUUUAUACCCAGAAUUAAACUCAGACCAUCAAGUUCUCAGAAAUAUCCUUUCCAAUUUCAGAGGAACCAGUUUCCUAUCAAGCUCAGCUUUGCAAUGACUAUAAACAAGUCACAGGGGCAAACUUUAGAUAAAGUGUUAAUAUAUCUCCCUCGUUCGUGUUUUUCACAUGGUCAGUUAUAUGUGGCUCUCUCACGUGCACGGUCUGCAGAUAAGUGAAAGUUGUAUCAGUGGCUCCUACUUUACAGCAUUCAGAAAACUCUGUUAAAAAUGUCGUAUCUUAUGCUGUCCUAAAGCUAGCAGGAGUAAUUUAGGAGUAAUCUAGGUGCUGUUAGAUCAUUCCUAAAAUAAGCUAAGUCAUGUGCAAUCACUUUAGUAGUGGUCCAAUGUUGAAUUCCAAGU
Messenger RNA from Chenopodium quinoa (quinoa), 2312 nucleotides. Its product is annotated as ATP-dependent DNA helicase PIF4-like. Bases 692 to 1480 code for a protein of 262 amino acids. The record is from RefSeq and is a predicted model, not a curated record. The transcript has 2 exons. Gene Ontology annotation, molecular function: DNA helicase activity. Lineage: Eukaryota; Viridiplantae; Streptophyta; Magnoliopsida; Caryophyllales; Amaranthaceae. Gene Ontology annotation, biological process: telomere maintenance; DNA repair.